Messenger RNA from Lodderomyces elongisporus, 1701 nucleotides. RefSeq names its product Cdc37p (gene CDC37). Gene Ontology annotation, cellular component: cytoplasm. Gene Ontology annotation, molecular function: protein kinase binding; heat shock protein binding; protein-folding chaperone binding. The record is from RefSeq and is a predicted model, not a curated record. The transcript has a single exon. Gene Ontology annotation, biological process: protein stabilization; protein folding. The coding region runs from base 1 to 1701 and encodes 566 amino acids. NCBI's taxonomy places the organism in Eukaryota, Fungi, Ascomycota, Pichiomycetes, Serinales, Debaryomycetaceae.
AUGCCAAUUGACUACUCUAAAUGGGACAAGAUUGAAAUCUCUGAUGAUUCGGAUAUUGAGGUGCAUCCAAAUGUGGAUAAGAAAUCCUUCAUUAAAUGGAAGCAAAGGGAUAUUCACGAGAAGCGGGCUCAACGAAACAUUGAAAUCAAAUCAAUCUUGGUGCAAUUAACCAUGUAUGCAAAACUAAACACUAGAGUAGAAUACUUGACUGAACAACUCAAACCUGAACAGUUUUUGGAAAAUGAGGUGGUCAUGAAAACUCUUGAUGCCAAGUUUGACCCUAAGGAGAAGUUCAACUAUGAAAAGCUCAUCAAAGAAAAGGGCGACACUUUGAGAAAAGGAUUAAAGGAUUUGCAUUUUGAGCCAGAGGAGACAGAAAAUACGCCCUGCUACAACGAGAUGAUUGAGGACUUGCUUAUACAAAUCAAGGACGAUCAUCCAGAUGCAAAGACUGACGGAUUUAAAUUAGUAGAAUACUUGAAAGAGCAUAGAGCCAAGAUCGAUGAUGUUAUGAGCAAACAAACAAUUAAAUUGGACGACCUUUUGUACCAAAAAGCCCAAUUGAUUGUAAGCGACGACUUACACACUGGGUUUGAUCGAUCUUUUAUGAAUAAAGAUAAAGGCGAUGAAGAAGAAGAUGAUGAUGACGGCCAGAAAGGGAAGAGGAACGUCAAGGAUCAAAAUAAACCCACCAAAAAGGAAACAGUCACAGCCAGCGAAACUGUUAAUACAUCAUCAAGAACUUUGGGUAACGCUGCACCAUCUGCGUCAUCUGCACCAUCUGCGUCAUCUGCGUCAUCUGCGUCAUCUGUGCCAUCUGCGUCAUCUCAGUCGUCAUCCUCUUCCAGAACAGCUCAGGUUUCUACAGGCGAGAAAUCUGAGGCGGAUAUACUAGACGAGUUGGAACUUAAACCGGAGACUGAAAAGUUUGGUAAAUUACCAACGACGAGUUUAUCCGAUUCCGCAGACUUCCUCAUAAAACACACCAAGAUCUGCACUGAGCAGCAGAAGGAUGCAUUGAUGAUGUCAGCAUUCGAUGCUCAAUUGGAGGGAAAUACUACACGCUUGAAGCAGAUUGUGCACCAGGCACUCAUUUUGCAAUAUAUUGUGCAAUUGAAAGGGUCCAACACAUCCCGCGAUGAUACCAUCCGUGCUAUCAAGUUAUUCUUUAGUAAAUUCCAAAGUGAAGAAAAAAUGCAAGCGUUUUUCAAUGAAGAGUUCACAAAUACUGUAAACCAUAUUAUUCAAAGGUGUAAAAUCAUUAAACAAGAACAAGAGGAGCGUGCUGCAGCAGCAAAUACAGAAGGUGAUGGAAACGACGAAGAAGCCUUGAUUCAAUUACGUGCUUUGGAUGAAAACACUACUUUAUCGGUCAAUAUACCUGAAGAAGGUACGCAAGAAUACGAAAUUUUUAAAACAAAAUUACCAGUAGAGUUUCAAAGGGCAAUCAUGACUCAAAGUCUUGAUGAAGUGAACAAGGAGUUUGCUAAAUUAAAAGUGGAAGAUGCCGAAAAGAUUUUGGAAAUUUUUAACGAAUGUGGUGCAAUUGGUGUCAGUGGUUACUUGGAAGAUGAACAGGAAUUUGAAGAAUUGAAAAAAGAAUACAAUGAGCAGGAGCACGCUGAUCACUUUACUAAAACAGGUGACGCUAUAUCAAAUGUAUCUGAACAACAAACGGAUACUAACGAUAUAGUCGAUUAG